CUUGAGAGCUCCGACACUUUGACUCAGUAGAUAACUGCAGUUCAUUUCGUUUGGACUCCCAAGUGCACCGACCACCUGCCGCAAGAUUGUUACUGCCUGAUGAAUAAGUAUCUCCUCACACACGUCGGGGUCUAUAAAGCAGUUUGUCCCCUUAGUUGGAGCCAUUCUCGAUGUGUGUGUCGGCGAUGAGGACCGGUGCCGCUCUGCUCUCUCUCUGGUUUUGGGUCAGCGCUGGCAUCGACGCUGCUCAAACAGCUCCAAAGUGUGGGGCCCCUCAGGCGUGGAGCCCGAUGGUUCAGUCUCUGAGGGUGGUUGGGGGGGCCGAGGCCACAUACGGGUCGCACCCAUGGCUGGUUUCCCUGAAGAACAAGGGCUCUCAUUUCUGUGGCGGGGCCAUCCUGACUGACCGCUGGAUCCUGACCGCUGCACACUGCUUUGCAUCCCUCUCAAAGGAGUUUCUCAGUGGUGUGAGAGUGGUGGCGGGAGACUUUGACCAGAGAGUGGAUGAUGAAGAGGAGCAAGUCCUUCUGAUCAAGUCUGCAUCCGCCCACGAGAAGUACCAUCAUUCUGUGCCCAUGAGCUACGACAUAGCUCUGCUGGAGUUGGACCAGCGCAUUCGAUUCGGAGCUCGAGUCCGGCCAAUAUGUCUGCCUUUGCCUGAUGAGAACAUCCCACCUGAAACCAACUGCAUUGUGGGUGGAUGGGGCAGGGUGAAGGAAAAGGGUCGUCUCCCUGCUGUGCUCAGAGAGGUCCGGUUGGACUUGUUGGACCCGGCCAGAUGUAAACAUGUCCUCCAGACCGUCAAAAGCUCUCUUCUUAGCCAGAGACCUGCGAGGCCCCUGCCAGCCAUGACAGUCCUGUGUGCCGGGCCAGAGAGAGGGGGAAGAGACGCCUGCCAGGGGGACUCGGGGGGUCCCCUGGUAUGUCCGGCAGGUUCAGGCGGCGGUCACUGGGUAGCGCUGGGCGUAACCUCCUGGGGGAAGGGAUGCGGUCGGAGCUGGAGAAACAACAGCAGCCGCCCCCCCUCCAGAAGAGGCUCUCCGGGGGUUUUCACUGAUGUCAGGCUGCUGCUGCCCUGGAUCAAGCGUAAACUGAGAGAGGCUGAUGAGCAGCAGCAGCAGCAGCAGCGAUCGACUUUAUCAAACCUCUGCAGUGUGAGAGAUGGACCUGUAACUGACAGAGAGGACGUCAUCAGAAACCCCGCCCACCCUGGUGAUCUCUAUGACAACAACCAGCUGUGUGUGUGGAGCAUCAGUGUCCCUCCAGGUUACAGUAUUCUCUUGGAGUUUGAUCAAUUUCACGUGGAGAAUGACUCGUACUGCCGCUAUGAUCGACUCACUGUUUCGGCCGAGAGCCACAGGCCUGUUGGGAUUUUCUGUGGGAGUGUCCCUCCAGGCCCAGUGCUACUAAAUAAUUCCCAGGCUGCAACACUUCUCUUCUCCUCUGACAUUAACCGAUCAGGAAGUGGCUUUGUCAUUAGGCAUCGUGCUGUCAGGGGACUCUCUGAUCCUGAGUGCGGGGCUGUCGUUCUCGUGGAGGGUCAGACUGCCAUCCACAGCCCAAAUUACCCACAGUUCUACAGUAACGACUGUGUCCUACGCUGGGUCGUCUACGCUCCACGCGGUCACGUUGUGAAGCUUGACUUUGCAGACUUUUCCCUGGAAGAGUCAGACAGAUGCGCGUAUGAUUCCCUCACCGUCCUCGGUGACGUGGAAGGAAGAGACGUAAUCGCCGUGCUGUGCGAUGGCGGCGUUCCUCCUCCUGUCCUGUCCUACCGCAGCGUCAUGGUGCUUCAGUUCACGUCAGACAGCAGCAUCACACACAGAGGCUUCAGCGCCACGCUUACAUUCAUCAGCCAUACAGACCUGCAUGGCCGGAACGCGACCGAUGCGGAGAGCCGAAGAGACGGCCUGAGAGGUCACCGGGGACACGUGGCGUCGUAUGUGAACUUGGAUGUAGCAGACCCAGUUAUGCAGGAGUCAAGCAGCAGAGCUCUGUCCCAUCGGGGCGACGUGCACCCUGAGACCUCGGAGGAUCCCAGACUGCUUAUGGAAAUGGGCUCAGACGAUGAAGACUACAGCGGAGAAUCCACAGGGAGUGGGUGGUGACAUACUGGAGCGGCCUCUGGACAAAAAUACAUCUCCAUAUGUGUAAUAUUCAUUAUACUGCUUUGGUCUUGACUGAACAUCUCAACAACUACUGGAUGUAUUACCGCGUAUUGUUCGUACAUUCACACAUUCUGAUCAUAGAUUCAGUUUGAUAAAGGUCAAGUGUGAUGGAUUCAGGGCCAGAGAUGGAAUAUAGUAUUCAUUAUCAGCUUUUCAUGAGUCUGUUAUAUCCUGCAUUUAAUAAUUACUGUGUGUUCGUUUUCUCAGAAUGAGCCUUAUUGUAUCUUCAUACCUUCUUUUGUAGAGUCCACCAUGUUUCAGAAUAGACAAGUCAGACACCUGUUCCCCUUGUUAUUUCUUGAUUUUCUGACCAGUGAUGUCACAUGAAACCGAAUGCAAAAUCAAAACAAUUCACUGAGAUGAUAUUAAAUAAAUGAAACAAUGUGACUUACAGUUUCUGCAAUAUGAAAUAAUCUAACUCGACCUUUUUAAGGGACUGAAUUAGUUUAUUUAUGAAUUUAUAUUUGUUCUCAUUAUCAUUUUGAUGUCGGUCUGUCACCUCCACUUUGUUUCCAUUAUCAUCGCUGAAAUAUCUCAACAACUAUUCCCUCGUCCCCAAAAGGUUGAAACUACAAAACCACAUGUGUGGAUUUGAGUGAAAUGUCUUGACAUCUUUCUGAUGGAUUGAAAUUAAUUGAAUUUCUGAUAAACCUUUAAGCAUAUAUCUAGUGCUAGCAUCAGGACAACAUUUCAAUGUGACCAAUAUGAUCGGAGAUCUGCAGACCUAAUCGCCAUCACAGUAUACUCUGUGUUUAGUGCUCGUUGGCAAGUGUUAGCACGCAAAGAUGGUAGAUACAGUAAACAUACCUACAGUACAUGUUCACAUUGUCAUUGUUAGCAUGUUAGCAUGUAUUUAUACCCUCACAGCUGCAAAAGUGCAUGAACCCUUUACAUCUGUAAACAAAACUGGUAUCAAUCAAUUGAAAGAUAUGGCUUUUCUAAAAUAUUCAAAACACUCUAUAUUGUACUUGUAAGCAGUGUUAAUUCAUGUAAUGGGGGGGUUGGUGUAUAAACACAUAUAUCUUCAUAUUUGCUGACAAAUAGCACACAUUAACCUAUAGUUAUAAACCAUUUACUAAAUGUCUGUACACUGUUCAUAUAUGUGGACUUACAGUAAGUUGUUCUUUCUUUACACUAUGAGAGGUGUCCUAUGUUUUACAUGUUUGUAGUUGCUUACAUCAUUUAUGUAAAGUACUUUGUUCCUUAUUAAAGGCUAUUAUAGAUAAAGUUUA
Molecule: messenger RNA, 3400 nt
Organism: Acanthopagrus latus (yellowfin seabream)
Lineage: Eukaryota; Metazoa; Chordata; Actinopteri; Spariformes; Sparidae
Product: ovochymase-2
Exons: 16
Coding region: 171-2108 (645 amino acids)
Biological process (GO): proteolysis; acrosome reaction
Molecular function (GO): serine-type endopeptidase activity
Source: RefSeq, a predicted model, not a curated record